UUCACUGCGCUCUGACUCGGGGGUGUUGUUUAUCCUCCGCGUAUUUUGUAAAAGGUUGUGAUAUGCUGGAGUGUUUUUGGAUUAUUUGUACUUCAGACUAAACGAAAAGUACCUACCUAACAAGCGAUGAAGUGCUGUUGCAGGCGGGCGCCCUGAGCGGGCCGCGCCGGGCUGGUAGCCGCCGCCGCCGCCGCCGCCGUCAUGGAGCUGAAGGUGUGGGUGGACGGCAUCCAGCGGAUCGUCUGCGGCGUCACCGAGGCCACCAGCUGCCAGGACGUGGUGUACGCGCUGGCACACGCCACCGGCCGCACCGGCCGCUUCACGCUCAUCGAGCGGUGGCGGAACAACGAGCGGCUGCUGGCGCCGCAGGAGAACCCGGUCAAGGUGCUGAUGAAAUGGGGCGAGUACUCGAGUGACGUGCAGUUCAUCCUCUUGCGCUCGCCGCUGGAGGCCAAGUCUCCGUCUCGCGCGCGCCGCUCGGGCCGCUCAUCCCGCGGCCCGUCCGAGCCGUCUCCGCCGAGUCCCGACACUAGCACGACAGUGCUGUCGCCGGAGCUGCAGCGGCGCCGCUCCGAGCUGCGGCUGCUGGAGCACGUGAAGCGCGGCACCGUGGGCGUGGUGCGUGGCGUGCAGCAGCGGCCCGCCGACGAGCCGUGGCCGCCGGCCGGGCCGGCCGCGCCGCCCCCUCCGCCGCCCCGGCUGACCGACAAGCCGGGCCUGAAUGACAGCGUGUCGAGCGCCGACACCAGUCUCAAUACUAGUCACGACCGGGUUCCGGGUCUGCGACGGGCCGGCGAGGCGGCACCGUCUCCGGGGCCGCGGUUCAGCACGCCGCCGCCGUACCGGGAUCCGUCCGGCAGCGGCAGCAGCCAGUCCAGCAGCCCGCUGCGGCCGGCGCCGCCGCAGCCGCCGCCGGCCGCGCCCCUCUCUAGUCAGAUCCCGGAUGGCUCCGGCACUCCGCCCGGACACCCGGCAAAGGGGCGCGGGCCGGGCCGACGGCUCGCCACCGACCAGUAUGCCAUGGAGGAGGUGGUCUACAACAGUCAGUACCGUGAGCUCCUCUCGGUCGUCAACGCGCAGAAACACCAGCUCAGCUCGCUCCAGGCCGACGUCACAAAGUGUGACGCCGAGAUUGUGUACCUGGAAGAGUUUCAGCGAGAGCAGGACGUUCAACUGUCAGCCGUUCGCUCCGAGGCCAGUCGCCUCGAGGCGCUGCUGGCGGAGCGAAAUCAGGAGAUUGCCGAGGCAGAGGAGAAGGCAGAGGAGUUGAGGAGGGAGUCCGAGGAGGGAGAGAGGAUCAAGACCGAGAGUGAACAGCUCAAGGAGAAGUUGGCUACAUGUGAGACGGAGCUGAAGACGUACUCGGAGAAAAUACGGGAUCUGGGCGAGUCUCUGAAGUCGGAGCAGGAGCGGAGCGACCAGGAGGCGCAGCUGACGCAGCAGCAGCUGGAGCAGCUGGCCGCGCAGCUGUCCGCUCUCCAGGAGCAGUCGGACCGCACCGAGACGGAGCGCGCCGACCUGGAGACCCAGAUCGGCCAGCUGGGAGAACAGCUGCUGGAGCGACAGCGGCGAGUCGAACAGCUGCUCGAGGAACUGAAGACGGUCAACCUGGAGAGCCUGCGCAUGUCCGGCACCGAGGAGCUCGCCAAAGUCACCGAAGGUCCGGCCAAGUCGGGUGUGAGUCGGCAGCUGAUCGGCUCGCCGCGUCAGCUGGAGAGCGCCGUGCCCACCAGCAAGAACCCGCACGGCGUCUGGGUCUGAGGGGCACCCUCCCCCUCCCGAGGGGCGCCCGACCCCUCCCAGGGGCCAGGGAGGCUACCCGGCCGCCCGCCAGCGCCCGCUACUGCUUACUGUUCCUGCGUCUAGAGUUUGCCACAUAUCGACGCCCGCUGCCGCUAGAUAUUACCGCUUCCGCUCACUAAUCGCUCGCUGUUUGGAUGUUGUGCGCUGUCGGACACGCUUCAGACGCCCCUUUCUGUCGACGUGGAUGUGGCGCUGCUUUGUUGUUCGCGCAUAUCCGUGCCCGCGCUUUUUGGCGUCGUUGCCGCUUUUCGCUGCUUGUGCUGCUGCUUGAAUCUUAUUUUCGACGUAGCUUUAGGAUCUUGAACGGUACGCACGCCGUUUUGAAACCUAGUACAACAUUGUUUGGUUGUUUUCUUGCCUUGACCCCGACUUAGUUUACGCUAUUAGUUUUACGCCCUGCCCUGUUGGUCGUGUUUCGUUGUGAGGUCCGCCGCUGGGCGAACACCCCGAGUUGAGCGACAGAACUGUUACCAGAUACGUAUUUAAAGCAUGGACACGACGUGGUACGAUCUUACGUUUACAUUAUAUACAAUAGCCGAUAGGUCUGAGUAGUAAUCUUCACCAUUGUGUGUGCGUGUUUAAUUGACAGAUCAACGUCGUAUUCUGUACAGAUGCCUACUAUGCCGAGUUUUUAGUCGAUUUGAGUUGUGUGUUUUAGCUGAGCAAGUAUUGCAUGUCAACCUAUGAACAAUCAUUAUAAUCUGUGUUUGAAUUCAGGGCUUAUUUUAGCGUUUGCACGCCUUCAAUUGUGUUUAUUUACUUGGUAGCUAGCUCGCCCCCCAGUGUACAUUUGUUUACCGGCGCGUGCCAUAUUGUCGGCCGGUGCCCCCACUGUGCGCCGGCUCGGCCGUGCUGCUGUGUUAUAGACGAGGCAGCGCGUGUGCUGUGCUUCAGCUCAGAGUCUGCGGAGGGUAACUAACGCGCCAGACUGCCCCGCUGCGGGGGUAGAGGCGAGCGUGGGGUGUCUUCUGACAAUCAAACGACGGCCCGGUCCGCCCCCGGGGUGACCGAGAGAGGAGAGAGGGCGGGCCGGGGAGAGAGUGAGAGGAUCGGCUGAGUGAGAGUGGAAGUUUGUGCGCCUAUUUGCGAUGGUAAUAUACAGAAGACGACUUAA
Messenger RNA from Amphibalanus amphitrite, 2917 nucleotides. RefSeq names its product ras association domain-containing protein 8-like. The record is from RefSeq and is a predicted model, not a curated record. The transcript has 9 exons. Lineage: Eukaryota; Metazoa; Arthropoda; Thecostraca; Balanomorpha; Balanidae. Bases 202 to 1761 code for a protein of 519 amino acids. Gene Ontology annotation, biological process: signal transduction.